AUGGCGGAAAGCUGCCAUUGCUGUCCACCGAUCUUAACAAAAGAAGAAGAAUGCUGCUUAUGUUGGCGUUUUUUAUUUACUGAAGAGCGGAAUUGCAACUGUUUUCCCUGCGCUUACCAUGAAGAUCGAUCUUGCCAGUGUUGCCAUUGUACAUGUUCAGAGAACCCAAAUUGUAUUUGGUGCUGCUGCUCUUUCUCAACUGAUGAAGACUGUAAGUGUUGCUGCUGUGCCACCGAUGAGAAUACCGUUUGUCAGUGUUAUGAAAGCACAUGCUGCAGAAAUGUUGCCCAUUCACCAUACCAUCCAAGAAUCCCAAGGAGAAAUCAUUCAAGGCUGUCUUUGCCAGGCCCUGGAACUAGAAGUGAUACAUCUGUCAUUACAUUGGACAAGGAUGUCUCAGGGCAUAGUUUUCGUGAUCAACUCACCUGUCCAGCGUGUAAACAACUGUACCUCCACCCAUUUAUGCUUCCCUGUAAACAUUGUGUUUGUGGGGAUUGCAUAGGUAAAAGAAGGGCCAAGGCUGAAGUGUCUGAGAACUUUUUCAUUCUCAUAUGCCCAGUGUGUAACAAAGCACAUUGCCUUCCCUAUUCUAAUAAAAUUCAGCUGAAGAAGAAUUUACUGAGAGCCAAACUGGCUAAGAGAUAUAUGCAGAAACAUGGCCUUAUCAGGUGGAGAUUUGACAGAACUCAGACAUCAAUUUAUUGUCAAGCUUGCAAAGAGAAGAAAAGAAAGGCAUCCAAAAGAUGUCUGACAUGUCAAAUGAAUUUUUGUAAAGAAUGUCUAAGUUUAUAUCAUAGAGAUGAUUCUGCUCAAGAGCACAUUUUUACCAAAGCCUAUCAAGAAGAUCAAGAACAGUCAAAUUGCUUAGUACAUUCCAGUUCACCUAUCUCUGAAUACUGUGUAGAUGACCAUGAGCUAAUCUGUGACUACUGCAAGAACUCACUGCACAGUGACCAUGAGACAUUGCCCUUGAUAGUGGCAUGCUCAAGGGAGGCUGGUGCCCUCUUCAAUGCUAUUGCAAAAUUUAAAAAAGUCCGGUAUGGGGUUGAUAAUGACUUAUUGGAAACCUUUGUGUUAAAAAACAACUUUAAAUCCUACAAGGACACUAAAAGGAAAGAGAUCAGGAAUGGAUUCUUAAGAUUACGAAGCAUACUCCAUGAGAGAGAGAAAGAGAUGAUGGAAUUGCUUGAGAACCUUGAAUUUAAAAAACAGAGAGGAAUUACAGAAUAUAUGGAGCAUGCUUCCAAAAAACUUGCUUACAUGGACAGCCUUCUUCAGUAUUCUAAGGAAGCUUUGAAGGAAGAGAAUCAAAUUGCAUUUCUUCAAUCUUCAAAUUCUUUGGUAAAUGAAAUAGAAGAUGCAAUCACUAACAUUUACCAGCCUAACCCAUGCCUUAGAGAAGAUCCUAUUCAGAAUCUUAAACUGAACUUUGAAGAGCUUUCAACCAACUUGAAUGGAAUUUUCCCAACCUCCGUUAGGAUAAAGCAAUCAGAUGAUAAAGUAAACAAAUAUCCCUACCCCUGUAAUUCUGGCAUAAUUGUUCCAAAGCGUGUUUCCAGUACUCAUUUAUCGAAGCCAAAAAUAGCACUUCAAAGUCCAUCUUUAACAUCGCUGUAUGACCCAAAUGUACUGAAAAAAGAAAUGUAUGGAAGACCAAAAUCCACACCUCCUCUUCAUCCUAAACAGAGUAAUAAAAUGUUUGCAUGUUGGGAUACAUCUGAAAUUUCACGUAAAGAAACAUCUCCCAGCAUUAUUCAUAGUCCAGAAAUGUUUGAAGAUGGAUCAUUGACAGCUCCAGGUCUAGUCAUUAUCUACCAAACGCUUGCCUACCCAAAAUCUGCCAAAAUUUACUGGACAUGCCCUACAGAAGAUGUGGACUUCUUUGAUGUAGAGUUCUAUGAAGUCAUUGCUGUUACUACUGAUAAUGUUAUCCAGACACAACUAGCUGGACAGCUAAGUGGGAUAAAGCAUCAAAACCUUGAGAUACAUAAUCUAGAUCCAAGUACAGAAUAUCUCUUUAAAGUUCGUGCUGUAAAUUCAAAUGGUACAGGUCAAUGGAGUGAAAUCUGCAAGGUCAUGACACCAGAUGACCGUGGAAAAGUCCAAGGUAGAUGGGGCUUACUGAGGAGUAUUCAGUCUUCUCUGCACAAAGAACUCUGA
Molecule: messenger RNA, 2160 nt
Organism: Alligator sinensis (Chinese alligator)
Lineage: Eukaryota; Metazoa; Chordata; Crocodylia; Alligatoridae
Gene: TRIM42
Product: tripartite motif containing 42
Exons: 6
Coding region: 1-2160 (719 amino acids)
Biological process (GO): positive regulation of DNA-templated transcription
Cellular component (GO): nucleoplasm; chromatin
Molecular function (GO): protein binding; ubiquitin-protein transferase activity; zinc ion binding
Source: RefSeq, a predicted model, not a curated record